GAUGAACACCAUAAGCAUUACUUGUUUCAAGCCUUGGGUUCCUUCUAAGGUGCUUUGUCCCAAAACCAGCUUCAGAAAAUUCCCACAAAUAGUCCGUGCCAGUCUUCAAGAUUCUAAGCCACCCAAUACAAGCCAGCAACAACAACUCAACCUCUCCGUUCUUCGCUUCACAUUGGGGAUACCUGGGUUGGAUGAAUCCUACUUGCCCAGAUGGAUUGGUUAUGGCUUUGGUUCACUUAUUUUCGUAAAUCACUUUCUUGGUUCUGAUUCUACCACCGUUACACCAGCCCAGCUUAGUACAGAGGUUUUGGGUCUGUCUUUGGCUUCCUUCUCUAUUGUGCUGCCUUACCUUGGUAAAUUUCUCAAGGGUGCUCAACCAGUGGAUGAGGCCACUCUACCGGAUGGCGCAGAGCAAAUAUUUGUCAUGUCAAUGGAUAUAGAGGAUGGUUUGAAGGAGGACCUGGCUUGGUUGUCAUACAUUUUGCUGCGUAAUACAAAUGCCAUAGCUGCGCUAAUUUAUAUUCAAGGUGAUAUAUGCGCAAGGGGCUACUGGAACAUACCUGAUGAUUCAUCAAAAGAAAAUCUUCUUGGUUGGUUUGGGGAAAAAAUUGAAAAUGCUGGCCUGUAUGAUUUGAAAGAUACCCUAUAUUUUCCUCAAGAUGCAGAUUCUGAAUUUCAGAAUCUGGUACCUAAAGGGACUCGCUCUCUUCUGGUGCAACCUGUGUUACAAGUUUCUAUUGACGAUGCUACUGGCUUGCAAAAACAUGUGGGAUUUAUUCUUCUGGCCUCGACAACGAGGUAUGCAUUUAGCAUUAAAGACAGAGCCUGGAUUGCAGCUGUGGCCAACAAACUUAGAGGAAAUGCAAGGCAAAGGAUUUAACAGAUCAAAAUUUGGAAUUUCUUGGUUGAAUUAAGGGAAGACAAGAGGGCGUGCUUGGAGCUGUGAUAAAACUGUUUUUUUCAUGAUUAGAAGGUUAUGGAUUCGAAUCUGGAAAAUAGCUUUGCUCUCACCCCACCCUCACGGUUUAAUUAAGGGCAGAAAUCCGGAAAUUGAAGACUCAUGCAAUAUAGGAGGAGGUUUAAAAGGUUACUUAAGUGACUGUUUUUCUACUCUGUAACAUUACCUGUGAAAGACUUGUCUUAAAUCAAAGGAUGCAUCUCUAAUUUGAAAAAUUAACAUUCUUCAUGUUGCACUUACCUUGUUAAGCUCCAUGAUGUAUGAAUU
Messenger RNA from Gastrolobium bilobum, 1225 nucleotides. Its product is annotated as protein COFACTOR ASSEMBLY OF COMPLEX C SUBUNIT B CCB2, chloroplastic. Lineage: Eukaryota; Viridiplantae; Streptophyta; Magnoliopsida; Fabales; Fabaceae. Bases 2 to 880 code for a protein of 292 amino acids. Gene Ontology annotation, biological process: cytochrome b6f complex assembly. The transcript has 7 exons. The record is from RefSeq and is a predicted model, not a curated record.